Messenger RNA from Lepisosteus oculatus (spotted gar), 2229 nucleotides. The record is from RefSeq and is a predicted model, not a curated record. Lineage: Eukaryota; Metazoa; Chordata; Actinopteri; Semionotiformes; Lepisosteidae.
CAUCCAUAACAACAGGAGAGGCAGGUUUCCUAAAAUCCAAAGCGCUCGCUGGGUCUUCUCCAUGUAAAGAGAAGGGAAAAAAAAAAGUUUCCGAAACUUUUAAAUCGCCACCACGAUGCCCCCGAAGAAGAAGGGAAAGAAAAGCGGAGAGCAAGCAAGUAAAAAGGAGAAGGAUGGACACGGUCCCGGAGCUGGGAGCCUGGAGGAGCCGCUGUCGGAGCUCAGUAAGGAGUUUUACCGGGUGCAGAUCCGGGACCUGGAGGACAGGCUGGAGAGGUAUCAGCGCAAGUGUGACGAGCUGGAGGUGCGCGAGAAGGACUUCGGCUCCCGCUACGAGCGCCUCGCCAAGGACAAGAGGGAGAUCGUGUCCUUCCUGAAGCGCACCCUGGACCAGCGGGCCGACGAGCUGGCCGACCUCGCCGACCGGCUCCUGGGGUUGCAGCAGGCCAAGGAGGCGGAGAAGGACUCCUUCGAGGCCCAGCUGGCCCAGCUGCGCCACGAGUUCCAGGAAAGCAAGGACCAGCUGACCUCCGAGAACAUGGUGCUAGCGGGGAAGCUGGCCUCUCUGGAGGAGUUCAGGGUGCAGAAAGAGGAGCUGAUGGCGCAUCUGGCCAGCCUGGAGGAGCAGCUGACCAAACAGAAGCAAGAGCACCAGGCUGUCAUCUACAACUUGGAGAGGAAGGCAGUGCUGGACAAUGACAGGCUGAAGAAGGAGAUGCUGGUGCGGGUGGCGGCCGUGGCCGCCGAGUUCCGGCGGGUGUCGGACCGGCAGAUGGCGGAGACGACGAAGAGGAUGAUCCGGGAAAACGCGUCGGUGACGGCCCAGCUGGGGAAGCUGUCGGACAAGAGCCUGGAGCUGCUGGAGGAGAACCAGGCCUUGAGGGAGCAGCAGGGGCAGAGCAGGCAGGAGCUGGGCGUACUGGAGCUGGGUCAGAAGGAGCUGGCCAGGAAGAGUCUCAGCAAUCAGAAGGUGCCCCCUUCGGCACAGCUCCUCGGGAUGAGCUUCAGCUGGCUGCAUCUAGUGUGGAUCAGCUCCUUUCUUUUCCAUCUCUCUGAGAUCAGGGCACAGCUGCAGGGAAUCCUCCAGGAGGCUGCCCAUGCCCUCCAGGAGGCCUUAACGGAGGCGCCCAGCAAGGAGGCAGAUGCAGAGCUCGCCGCCCUCGUGCGCCGAAGUCAGAUGAUGCAGAAGCUCUUAACCCUGAUGGAUAGCGCCGCCCUGCUGGGGAUAGGUCCCACCCUGCAGGAGUUCAGAAAGGACGCGGCCUGCUUCCGCGAAUACAAAACCGGCCCCGAGAGGGCUGGGAUUCUCUCUCCCUUGCUCAAGGCGCCGAAACUCCUGCCCCACUACAGGAUAGGGGAUCUGGGGCUGGUGCCCCGGCCCAAGCAAACCCUCAACACUGCCCUGUCCAAAGUAGGGCCGCUAUCCAGCAGCACCCGGUUCAACCUGCAGAGACGGCCUCCUGGCCAGCCCACAGAGGUAACCACGAGAUUCUGCGUGAGGCCCCACAGUGGGCAAUCAGGACGAUUUCGUUUCUGGCUGCUGAUGAGAAUUAAAACUGAGCUCCGAAGCACAGCAUGUAAAAACCGUGCUCAGGAGGGCUAGGCCAGCCACUUAUUCCAGUAAACCAGGAUGACAGGACUGCGGUUGAACGCAUGUUUCCUGCACGGAAACUCGGAAUUGCAUUGAGCCAGCGGAGAAGGCGGAUCUUGGCAGGGUGGUACACGUAAAUUCCUUAAUACAACAUUCAGGAACGGAAUUCAUUAAAUUGUUCAUUAAAAGUUGCACGUUUCGGCCUGGAACAAGAUGUGGGGAGGUUUUCCAGCCCGUACAGGCGAACUCCUGGUGUAACGAUGAGGACACGCAAUCUAAUCGGGGUCUUUGACAUCUGCGACGAACGCAACAGGACUGCAACCCAUUAAAACAAAUACUAAAGCAGUACCGAUGCCAUAAACUCCUUCAAGAGAAUGGGAUAAAUGGAUAUCGAAAGCAAAAUGGAGUUUCUUUAAUAAAAAGGGCUUUUCUGUUAAUCAAGUUCCUCUUUGAAAGAACCGAGUACCUCUGAGUACCUCGGUACUGUUGUCUUUGUGCACUGUCCAUUCCAGUUUCUUUUGUAUUGUGUGCAAUUCUUUGCACUCCAUUUAUAAUUGUAUUUCUUGUGUUGUAUUAUUGUAUUAUUACGUUGUACUGUGCUUGGUUCAUUGUGCCUGGCUGCUGGUGCUGUUGCAAUG